Molecule: messenger RNA, 1812 nt
Organism: Colletotrichum truncatum
Lineage: Eukaryota; Fungi; Ascomycota; Sordariomycetes; Glomerellales; Glomerellaceae
Product: sodium phosphate
Biological process (GO): phosphate ion transmembrane transport
Cellular component (GO): membrane
Source: RefSeq, a predicted model, not a curated record
AUGGCGCUCGACCAAUACACUUACGUCUUUGCCAUUGGCACAUUCUUUGCUAUGCUCGAUGCAUACAACAACGGUGCAAACGAUGUUGCAAACGCUUGGGCGACCAGUGUGUCGUCUCGUUCCAUUACCUACAGACAGGCCAUGAUCUUCGGCACCAUCUUUGAGAUGCUCGGAGCCAUCACCGUCGGUGCCCGUACCGCCGAGACCAUCAAGAACGGUAUCAUCCCCAACAGCGCCUUCAACGACAACGCCGGUGUCCAGAUGCUCGCCUUCACCUGCGCCCUUGCUGCCGCCUCUACCUGGGUCAUGUGGUGCACGCGCCACUCUGCUCACGUCUCCUCCACCUACUCUCUGAUUUCUGCCGUCGCUGGUGUUGGUGUCGCCACUGCCGGUGCCGACAAGGUUCAGUGGGGUUGGAACAACGGAAAGGGUCUUGGUGCCAUUUUCGCCGGCUUGGGCAUGGCUCCCGCCAUCUCGGCCUGCUUCGGUGCCAUCAUCUUCAUGCUCAUCAAGGUCGUCGUCCACCUCCGCAAGAACCCCGUCCCCUGGGCCGUCUGGACCUCGCCCUUCUUCUUCCUCAUCGCCGGUACCGUCUGCACGCUUUCCAUCGUCUACAAGGGUUCCCCCAACCUGGGCCUGAACAAGAAGCCCUCUUGGUACAUUGCCGCCGUCACCAUGGGUACCGGCGGUGGCCUUGCCGUCCUCUCCGCCCUCUUCUUCGUGCCUUUCGUCCACGCCAAGGUCAUCAAAAAGGACUACACCAUCAAGUGGUACCACUUCAUCCAGGGUCCUCUCCUCUUCAAGCGCCCUGCCCCCGCCGAUGCCGAGCAGGCCAAGGUCCCCAACUACGCCGUCGUCCAGGAGGAUGAGGAUGAGGAGACCCUCCCCCAGCACAAGUCUGCCCCCUCUUCCGAGUCCGGUGACGAGCCUCUCAAGGAGAGCAAGGAGAUCCAGAUCCCCCACGAGAAGUCCCUUGCUGCCGCCGAGAUUGGCCAGGGUCCUACCUACAAGCAGCUCCAGGCCGAGGGUGAGGCUAAGCUUCACGCUAAGCUCCUCAAGAAGCGUGGCCCUCUCGGCUGGGCCAUGCGCCUUCUCCGCGACAACCCCAUGGGUGCCGGUCAGAUCUACGAGAUCCACAACAUGAAGAUUCUCCUCAAGCGCAUUCCCGCCAUGAUCGUUGUCGGUGCCCUCUACGGUCUUCACUACGACAUUCACGCCGCUCAGACUGGUGUCGCCGGUACCCCCGAGGGUGAGCGCAUGAGACGCGUCUAUGCCAGCGCUAAGAAGUACCCCAACGAGGUCGAGCACACCUACUCUUUCGUCCAGAUCAUCACUGCCUGCACUGCUUCUUUCGCCCACGGUGCCAACGAUAUCGGUAACUCCGUCGGUCCCUGGGCUGUUAUCUACUCUGCCUGGAGCACUGGUGAUGCCGCUGCUGCCAAGGCCCCCGUCCCUGUCUGGCAGCUCGCUGUCCUCUCCGCUACCAUCUCUCUUGGUCUGAUCACCUACGGCUACAACAUCAUGAAGGUCAUGGGUAACAAGAUCACCUACCACUCCCCCAGCCGUGGCAGCUCCAUGGAGAUGGGUGCCGCCAUUACCGUCCUGGUCUUCUCUCAGUUCUCCCUGCCCGUCUCUACCUCCAUGUGCAUUACUGGAGCUACCGUCGGUGUCGGUCUUUGCAACGGCACCCUCAAGGCCGUCAACUUCCAGCGUGUUGGUCUCUUGGUCUUCUCCUGGAUCAUGACCAUCCCUAUUGCCGGCACCCUCGGCGGUGUCCUCAUGGGACUUUUCCUCAACGCUCCUCACUUCUAA